CCACAUGUUCACUGGGCGACUUGCUUGAUUAGGGUCUGCAUUUCAUUUGUAAGCCGUAGAGAAGAGAGACUCUCCACUGCAGCUUCUCUAAACCCUAAGUCCUAAGACAGGAGAGAGAAUUUAGAGAAAGAAUGCUCGAGGCUUCAUCCAUGGCGACGGAGGCCAUUGAAUCCGUGCAAUGCUUUGGAAGAAAGAAAACAGCGGUUGCAGUGACUUACUGCAAAAGGGGCCGAGGUCUGAUCAAGAUCAAUGGCUGCCCCAUAGAGCUUAUGAGUUCUGAUAUCCUGCGUUAUAAGGCCUAUGAACCUAUCCUGGUUCUCGGUCGCCAUCGAUUUGCUGGUGUUGAUAUGAGGAUUAGGGUUAAGGGGGGAGGUCAAACUUCUCGCAUCUAUGCGAUUAGGCAGAGCAUUGCUAAAGCUCUGGUUGCUUUUUAUCAGAAGUACGUUGAUGAGCAAUCAAAGAAGGAGAUCAAAGAUCUAUUGGUCAGGUAUGAUCGAACCCUGCUUGUUGCUGAUCCUCGUCGCUGUGAGCCAAAGAAGUUUGGAGGUCGUGGUGCUCGUGCUCGUUUCCAGAAGUCUUAUCGUUAAAGAGAGAAAGGGAAGAGAGAAUGCGAGGCUAUGUUUUUUGGUUUGUGUUAUCUCGCAUAGUUCAUUUUGUUUUCAGAUGAAUGUUUAUGGAUUUGGUUGCAAACUUAUUCUAUUUCUUUCCAGAGUUUUGGACUGCUUGGCUAAGAAUGUAGUUGAUUUAAGUGAUAUGUCUUUAAUUCUAAGAAAAUUUGAAUGGUCAUGUCCUGAUUCUGAGUUAAGGUUCUUCCGAUU
Amborella trichopoda is the source of this 818-nucleotide messenger RNA. Its product is annotated as small ribosomal subunit protein uS9. The record is from RefSeq and is a predicted model, not a curated record. Gene Ontology annotation, biological process: maturation of SSU-rRNA from tricistronic rRNA transcript (SSU-rRNA, 5.8S rRNA, LSU-rRNA); translation. Gene Ontology annotation, molecular function: RNA binding; structural constituent of ribosome. Gene Ontology annotation, cellular component: ribosome; cytosolic small ribosomal subunit. Lineage: Eukaryota; Viridiplantae; Streptophyta; Magnoliopsida; Amborellales; Amborellaceae.